Molecule: messenger RNA, 1113 nt
Organism: Rotaria socialis
Lineage: Eukaryota; Metazoa; Rotifera; Eurotatoria; Philodinida; Philodinidae
Source: the annotation of a GenBank genome assembly
AUGGCCUAUUUUGAUUCAGCAUCAUCAUUAGAGAAAGAUUUUGAUGACCAAACAAAUGAUGAAGAUUUUCUUAUCGCACUUCAAUUACAAAAUCAAUUUGAUAGGGAAGAAAAUGAAAAUGAAAAUGAAAAUAAAAAUGAAAAACAAUUGGAUAAAAUCACACAAAUACACCCGAUGAAUGUUGUCGACAAAGAAUGGGAGUUGAUCGAUCCUAAUCCUGAAAUUCAUAUAUUAUUUCAACAAUUUAAUCAUCAAUUUUUCUACCGAAAAUUAGAUAGCGUUUAUGUUGAAUGGAGUAAAAGAAUGACACGUUGUGCAGGUAUAUGUUAUUAUAGACGAGGUGGUGAAUGUCGCAUUGCACUUAGUGCUAGCUAUUUAACAUUGAGACCUCGAAAAGAUCUUGUUGAAACUUUAUUACAUGAAAUGAUACACGCUUAUUUAUUUGUUACUCAUAAUAAUCGAGAUCGUGACGGCCAUGGACCAGAAUUUCUUAAACAUAUGGUACGAAUUAAUGAUGCAACUGGAGCUAAUAUAACAGUAUAUCAUUCGUUUCAUGAUGAAUAUGAUCAUCUUCAUGGCCAUUGGUGGCGAUGUACUGGACCGUGUCGUCAGUGGAAACCUUUCUAUGGUUAUGUUAAACGUUCAAUGAAUCGAGUUCCAUCGAAUAGAGAUCGGUGGUGGGAUGAACAUGAACGACGUUGCGGUGGAAAAUUUGAAAAAAUAAAAGAACCCGAAAAUUAUAAAGCUAAAGAAAAUAAAAAACGAACUACGAAUGAAAUAACAUCAAAUAAAAAAAAUCAAGAUGAAUCUCAGCCAUCAACUAGUCAAAUUUCAUCACCAUUAAAGAAAAAGAAAAAAAUAACUGGUGAUGUAAAACAAAAUCCAGGAACAAUUGAACAUUUCUUCAAAAAAGCAACCUCUACAUCUUCUUUAAUUGAUAUGAAACAAUCUGAACAGAAGAAAACUAUUGAUACUAAUUCACAAGAAACGUCUUCAACCAUUAAAUCAAAUGCUAAUGAUGAAAAUAAACAAAAUUAUGUGAAAUGUUCAAUCUGCCAAACAUUUUUACCUAAAGCUAAUUUAUUUAUUCACCAAAUACGAUGUCAUAAAUAA